UCUCGUUUCCUGUCUCAGGAAAUCCAGCGGCACCUCCGCUGAUGGAUCCAGGCUCACAAGGCUUGCCGUAGCGUGCAGUUGUUUGGACACACGGGGAACUGCGACGGUGGAUUAAUUUGAUCCGCAUACGCCCCGUGGCAAGUCACUGCUGAAAAUAAGCCAUGCUAAAUAAAGAAGCCAACAUGACAUUUGUUUGUAGCUGCCUGCCAUUCCCCCGGUUUAUUUGAGCUCCCAGUGGACUACACAGCAGUAGCCUGCCGAGACAAAUUUGCUGCUGCAUUGUUACUCACUUGGGUUUGUGUUCUCUCAGAAAGCCUGGUGAUGAAAGGAGGAAGAGGAGGAGAGAGGUGGAGUGAACCCUUUCCGGCCUGUGACAGGUUUUAAUUAGACCCUUGCCAAAUCAGUGACGUCUAUGGUCUGGAGGUGAUGGCAGUGCUGACUGAGCUUCACCACUACUAUUACCCAUUCCUACAGAUGGAUACACACCACCUGCACGCCUGAGCCUGUAUACAGCACUGCCUCCCACCCCCCUACCCCCACCCCCUCCUUCUGCCUCUCCUUCUUCAUUUCCUACCUCUUCCUCCACCCUCCUCAUCCAGCUACCACUUGCUUUCCCCCAAAUUUUCUCCUCCCAUCCCUCCAUCCUGUUCCCCACCUGAAAUCUCACCGUAUCUCUGCGAUCUUACUUUAUUAUGGCGUGCUGUGGGCGCUCUCUGGACUCCCCGUGCACACUAGCCUUGCUGGUGGGCUUCCAGUUUGCCUUUGUCCUCUAUUUCUCCCUUGGGGGCUUCAGAGGCUUGGUGUCUGUCCUGGUGCACACCACGGAGCCGGAGUUUGAUUACUCGCGACCUCACGACGUCUACACCAACCUCAGUCACCUGCAAGUACCGCCCCCCCCGCCUCGCAACUCUGGCACUGGACCACCUGGCACAGGACCACCGCUGAGAGACUGCCAUAUCCCCUCCCCACUGCUGGUCGGACCUGUGUCUGUCCAUCUUUCCUCUCCUCUGUCUCUGGAGGAGAUCAGACAGAGGAAUCCGUUAGUGUUGCCAGGCGGCCGCUACCGGCCUCCGGACUGUGAACCCCGCCACCACACGGCAAUAGUGGUACCAUACCGGAACCGGCAGACCCACCUCCGUGCCCUUCUCUACCACCUCCACCCCUUCCUGCAGAGACAGCAGAUCCACUACAGCAUCUAUAUAGUGCAGCAGUGGGGGAAUGGUACUUUUAACCGAGCCAAGCUGCUCAACGUUGGGGUGCGAGAGGCCCUCAGAGAUGAAGACUGGAGCUGCAUCUUCCUGCACGAUGUCGACUUGCUGCCCGAGAACGACCACAACACCUACACCUGCCACAAGCAGUUCCCCACGCACCUGUCUGUGGCCAUGGACAAGUUCAGAUACAGGCUGCCGUACCCACAGUAUUUUGGUGGAGUAUCUGCAGUGACCCCAGACCAGUACAUGAAGAUGAAUGGCUUCCCCAACCAGUACUGGGGCUGGGGUGGAGAGGAUGAUGACAUCGCCGCCAGAGUACGUCUAUCUGGCAUGAAGAUCGUGCGCCCUCCAGUGGCCAUCGGUCAUUACAAGAUGAUCAAGCAUAAAGGAGACAGAGGCAAUGAGCAAAAUCCACGCAGGUUUGACCUUCUGAAAAGGACCAGACUCAACUGGCGCUCUGAUGGCCUCAACUCUCUGACCUACGAGCUCCUUUCCAAAGAGCUGGAGCCUCUCUACACCAACCUCACCGUCAACAUUGGAGAAGACCCCCGUCUGCCCCAGGGGAAAGCACCCAUCCCUGUGAAAACAACAACCCCUGUCCACCAACGUAGCACCAGCAAGACUGAAGGCACAGCCAAACAGGAAAAGAGACAACAGAGCAAAGGGUCUGUGGUGGCAAAUAUGACUGCAGCCAAGCCGGUCGGUGAAAAGACAGGACCUGCGCAGUCAAAAACAGGAAAUCAAACAACACAGAAAGAGAUGGGUGUGAUAAAAUAGGAUGAGGUGUAUAAUAAAAGGACUGCAUCACAUCUGUAGCAUAAAGUGGCUUCCCUCUUCAUUUUGAUCUGAAAGACCAAAUGGAAGAGAGCAGUAUAAAUCUGCUGUGCAGUGGGCCUUCAAGUACACCAGCUUUUUGUGCUCAGCGCAGGUUAGGGAUAGUUAUCCAAUGGAUCAAAUGAAGAAGCCACUUUUGAUUACGGGGGUGCAUUCAGGAACACGACUGAGUCACCUCAUGGUUCAUCAUCCACCUAAAUGGGACUCUGGCUCUCGGGACUGAUGCAAGUCUCGUAACUAGGAAUGGAAAGAAUGGUGAACGACUCAGUCAUAUCCACACAGAGGUCCAAAACAAACUAAAUGAAAACGAGACAGCAAAUAUAUAAACCUGUUCUUUUCCAGACAUCGCAAGUUGUACGCAACCCAUCUGCUGCCAGCGGACCUGCAGCUUCGUCAAGUCUGCUCCCAGAAAACUGCUGCUGUCAGUCCACCCCACUCCACAGUGGGUUUGUGUUUCUGUGCCUUCUAUCUUUUAUGCGCAUUUUAUAGACUGGUAUGAUUGCUGUUAGACACUGACCUGGGGUUAAUUUGACCUCUUCUGCCUCGCGGCAAAAGUGAGAAAGCAGGGAGGAUGAAGCUGAUCUAGGUCAGAACAAAUGAUUUGUUCCAGGACUGCCGUUUUCUAUUUGUGUGCAUUGUUCAAGCGCUGACCAACUCCAUAGUUAUCAGACAAUUCUAGAGUUUAUAUUUAUAUAGAGACCUCUUUAUUUGUUUACUGGUUUGUUUUACUUGUCCUUCUUUACAGUCUGGUGCCUCUCUCUCUUACAUUUAGUUUCUAGACAAUCAAAAGAUAGCUCUUUAUCCAACCACAUAACAAAGUGAGGAAAUAUUAUCAUGACUAUCUUUACGCCUGUCAGAUAAACAUAGACUUGGCAUGAUAGUUGUUGUCCUAGUUUGACUAUACUCUUGAUACAUGGAUAUACCUGUGCUUCUGAUAUUAUCUGUGGUUUUAUAAUUUUUCUUUUGGAUAAGUCAGGUAUGGGGGAAAAAAGCAGACUUAUUGGCACCUGACUAUACAUUUGCCAGUUUCAGAUUGCGUUUUAAUAACAAAAGUGUUCAUAGUUACGAUAAAGCACUGUGUAUAGAUCUAGGUGAGCUUCUUACUAGAAGGCCUGACGUCUUCACAAACGGUCUUUCAGUAUAUAGUGAAAGACCUCAGUGCAUCUAAAAGCUAUAAAAUGAGUGUAUGCCUGUCUUUGUCUAGAAAAAAAACUUUUGUCUCUUGCAGGAAAGGAGACAAGGAAAAAGAGAACUCCUGUAUUAGUCAGAAAAUGAAAUAAUUUGAUUAUGGGGAGGAUGCCAAAUCAGAACAAGCAUAUACUUUGGGUAAUUUGUGCUGAUUAUCAUCUACUUCUGUGAUCUAAAAGCCACUUUCAUCUUUCAGGCAUUCAGUUUUUUUUUUUUUUUUCAUCCAUUUGACAUUUACUAUUUUGAGUGUCCAUACUAGUUUUCCUUUUGCGAAGGGUGAGUUCAUUGGGUGAGGUGCUUAGUUUGUGGACGGGGACGUGAAUCUGAUCGCUGGUAGGCCGUGGGACCUCUUGCUGCUAGUCGAUUAGGGGAAUGGUUAACUGUACAACUAAAUAGCUUGAAAAAUGACACAUUGUAACACAUAUUUUCUGGUGUGGAAUCGUUUUAUCAUACUAACAGGUGAUGCAUUACUAAUGCUAAGAAUGUAUUUAAUUUAUUGAUAUAUUUAUUGUGUCACUGAUAGAGCUAAAUGCACAGACUUCUCAAGUGAUUUUGCAGUGCAGAUGUGUUCUAGGGCUUGAAAGACCCUUCUCCAUUGUAGAGCAGACUAUUACCCCUUUAUACCAUUAUCUCCACCUUUCUUAUGUUAACAUUGUGCCUCAUGAAAUAAGUAUAUGACUGAAGGAUUGGAAGCAUACUGCUGGGUAAUAUGUGAUCGCCCUCAAGUGGCGCAGUCUGGCAUAGCGUCAGCUAAGAGAAAGCAAGGACUGAAUGAAACUGCAGGGUUGUGACAUGAAUGUUAAUUAUCAGUGUUGGGCAUUCACAGGUUUCAACCAAUCAAAUCUUUGCACUGCUCUGUAUGGAGGGUUUAUCGUUUGCGUUGCAUCAUAUGAUUGAUCCUGCCAGCUUAAAGGUGUAGAGCAGCUCUCUCAACUUUACUGGUAAAAUAGAACCAAAAUCUACGUGGUGUGUGUUUUAUGAAUGGAUAUAGUUUUAUAGAAGGAAUCUGUGCUUAUUUAUGGAGAGCUAUAACCAGUGUUAAACAAAGAGUGCUGUACAAACUGUGUUGACAGAGUACAUAGAAAGACAAUAAUACCUAAUUCCUUAGCUUCAUACAACAUAACUAUGUAGUUUCAUAUCAAUAGAUAAUAUAAUAAUAUAUCCUCCAUUUAUUAUAUCGCCUGGGACAAUGCCUAUAUGAGAUGAAGCAGCGAUACACUGAAAGCUUUUAAGGUUGUUAUGUAAUCUCAGCAGAUUAAUCAGCAAAUUGUGUGUUUACUUGGAGAUUGUUACUAUAUUUAAUAAAUAGGCUAGUUUUUAUAAAGGAUGUGUUGCAUAAGUGUUGGAAAUAUAUACUGUGUAGUUAAAUGAAGUUAGUAAACAGGAUUGGGACUUCAUGGUAACUUUUUUUUUUAAUUUAAAAAGUUAAUUUUAUUGAGUUAAUCCUGUCAUUAAACACACACAUCUGAGAAGUGAAAAUGCGAUUGAAGAGAACCACCACACGAGAGAUGGGAAGUGUACGCAUUCCUGGCAAAUGAGACGUGAUUAAUAAAUUUUAUCACUUAUAAGGAGUUACCACAGCAUUUGCAUCACCCGUUGAUGCCUGUCAUCGUCUUAGGUUGCCUUAUUUACUGACCUUGUCUUGUAGAGGAAAGAUUGUGUGUGUGUGUGUGUGUGUGUGUGUGUGUGUGUGUGUGUGUGUGUGUGUGUGUCUGUGUGUGUGUGUGUCUGUGUGUGUGUGCGCGUGCGUGCGUGCGUGUAUGUGUGUGUGCACGCGUGCGUGUGUGUGUGUGUUUGCUUGUGCAGAGAGCAUGGUCCAUAAAAAAGGCAACGGAGGCAGUAAUAUGAUGGAUUGUGUUGUGACA
Messenger RNA from Xiphias gladius (swordfish), 5098 nucleotides. RefSeq names its product UDP-Gal:betaGlcNAc beta 1,4- galactosyltransferase, polypeptide 3 (gene b4galt3). Lineage: Eukaryota; Metazoa; Chordata; Actinopteri; Istiophoriformes; Xiphiidae. Gene Ontology annotation, biological process: carbohydrate metabolic process; galactosylceramide biosynthetic process. The record is from RefSeq and is a predicted model, not a curated record. Gene Ontology annotation, molecular function: glycosyltransferase activity. The transcript has 7 exons. Bases 693 to 1988 code for a protein of 431 amino acids.